Messenger RNA from Monomorium pharaonis (pharaoh ant), 2619 nucleotides. Its product is annotated as UDP-glycosyltransferase UGT5. The record is from RefSeq and is a predicted model, not a curated record. The transcript has 3 exons. Gene Ontology annotation, molecular function: UDP-glycosyltransferase activity. Lineage: Eukaryota; Metazoa; Arthropoda; Insecta; Hymenoptera; Formicidae. The coding region runs from base 164 to 1804 and encodes 546 amino acids.
AUCGAAUAAGCACUCGAGUAGUCAGUCGGUUGUAUACCGAAUAAAUGGACAGAUUAAUUGACCGUUUGUCAGCGAAGUUCGUUAGCGAAGGUCGGUCGUUGCAUAGUUAAAUUAUCAACUUGUUAUUUACUUGUAAUUAGACUUAUUUCGACAAACUUGUGACAUGCAGAAAACAUAUUUAUUGAUUGUUCUUUUAUCGAUCUCGGUGCUCUCUACAUGCUGUUUAGCUAUAAACCAGACCUUGUUCGUUAAUACUACUAAAACAAAACUCAAAAUACUUGGUGUCUUCGGUCAUUUGGGCAAGAGUCACUUUGAUGUGUUUAAGCCGCUUCUAGAGGAAUUAGCUCGAAGAGGUCACGAGCUCACUGUGAUCUCGUAUUUCCCUAGAACCGACAAUGUGAAAAUGAAAGAGCUGUUGCCUAAUUACAAGGACGUCCAACUGUUGGUGCCUAAAGUUGGCAUCUUUGUGAACGUUGUGGAUCUUGAACAGAUUAAUCACGCAUGGUUUCGUCCUCUGCUGGAAUUACGUAUGCUGCGGUUCAUGGCAGAUUAUGCAUGUACUGGUCUGCGGAGUUCGGCUGUCAAAGAGUUUCUUCGAUCUAACGAAACGUUCGAUUUGAUUCUUACGGAAAAUUUCAACACUGACUGUUAUUUGGGUUUUAUUCAUCGCUUUAAGGUACCUUACAUAGGUCUGUCAUCGCAUCAAAUCAUGCCGUGGACUAACAAUGACAUAGGUAACACGGAUAAUCCCAGCUACGUUCCGAUGAUACUGCUUGGCUUUACUAAACCUUUAGAUUUUUUCCAUCGGAUGCAAAAUGUUCUGUGGGUAUCAUUAUCUAAAAUGAUCUACGAGUGUUGGUUUCGACCUAUGGAUCAAGUUAUUGCCAACGAAGUCUUUGGGCCAGAUCUUCCCAAGCUGAAAGAAAUUGCCCAGCAAUCGCAGGCGUUGCUGGUGAAUACCCAUAGUAGUAUUCAUGGCAAUAGACCUCAGUUAUUUAAUGUAGUGGAAAUAGGUGGGCUUCACAUUCCGUCUAAACUCAACCCGUUGCCGAAGGACGUAGCCGAGUUUCUUGACAACGCCUAUGAGGGAGUGUUAUAUUUUAAUUUAGGAUCCAUGAUCAAGAUGAAUUCGAUGCCACAAGAAAAACUGAAUGCGAUAUUAAAUGUAAUUGGCUCGAUUUCACGGAAAGUUCUCUGGAAGUGGGAAACUGAUGAGUUACCGCGCAAGCUGAAUAAUGUUAUGUUCAAGACAUGGCUGCCCCAGUUUGACGUGAUGAACCAUCCAAAUGUCAAAUGUUACUUUGGUCACGGCGGACUUCUCGGUCUCUCGGAAGGAGUAUAUGUGGGUCUACCGAUGAUUUUGAUGCCGAUGUACGGUGAUCAGUUCCAUAAUUCUGCUGCUGCGGCGAAUAGAGGUGCCGCAGUGGUAAUUUCGUACAGUGAUUUAACUGAACAGUCAUUGAGACACGCUCUGGAUGAAGUUUUCAACAAUACCAGCUAUCGUGAGAACGCCCAGAAGCUUUCGAAAGCUUAUCGCGAUCGACCUGCCUCGCCGUUGGAGACGGCGGUAUGGUGGACGGAAUACAUCGCCCGGGGCAAUGGCAAAUCUUACUACCGUAGCGACAGCGCAGAUCUAUCCUGGUACCAGCGUUAUCUCAUUGACGUCGCGCUUGUUUUGAUUACCGUCUUCGUGGCGUUCAUCUAUAUCCUUUUCCGGUUGAUCAAGCUGCUGCUGUCGUUGUUUGGGGCUGUCAAAGGAAGCCGGACCGGAGAAAAGAGGAAGAAAGAAAAAAAGGAAAACUAACAGACGCUGUAAAGCAACUCCCAUUGAAAAAAGAAGCGAUUUUGAGAUGAAAGAUAGAAAAAAACGUGAUGCUGGUUUUUCGCAUAGGUAUCCAAACUCUCAGGUUACAAGCGAAUUUUCAACGACAUGGAAUGGAAUAAACGGUCAUUGGGCGGAAAUCUAAAUCGGUUAAUGCGAAAAAUCCGUUUGUCGGAAAGUUUGUUAGAGGAGGGAGACACUGUUACAAUCGCUUGUCGUUAAAUCUCUCGCUCGUAUUCUCUCAGAGAAUAUCCAUCUCGAAUAUCGCUAGUAGAUUUUUAUCCCUUUUCAAUAUUUCUACGUAAAGUUAGUCGAGUGGUACGUUACAACUCAUAUGUAUGUCAGUUGGUUUUAGUUUAAUUAUUAUCAGCAAUUCCUUUCGAUCUGUCCCUAAAGGUGCAGAUCUUAGAACUGGUAUGGGGCAAAUUCGUUAAAUCUAUAGAGUUUGUAGCAUUUUAUGGUAUCUAUUAUAAGUAUAACAGUUAACUGAAAUUCGUUCGAACAAUGCGCAGAUGAUGUAAAACUUAUAGUUUGCUGGUUUCUGUUUUUUUUUCUUUCCACUUUUCAUUUUAUGGAAAAAAAAAACGGCUAAAUUUUAUAUUUUGUGGACUAGCGCAUAAAACGUUUGUUCUUACAACUGAAGUUAAAUUUUAUCUUAUUGCGGUGUGCAAUAUAGUUGACGCACAGGAAUUUAUAUUACAUGUCAGAUUACAUAUACAUUUUUAAUUCUUAAAAUUUUUUUAAUUUUCUGAAUUUUGAAAUUUUAACUGCAAAUUUGUAAUUAGCGACCCCAAAAA